AUGAAAGACAAUCUAACAGCUGGCCGCAACCGGGAGCCCCAUGAGGCGACGUACAAUUGGCCCAGCUUCGUCCGGGUUAGGGGAGGGUUUGACCGGCCGGAUCGUCCUUGUCCCAUCGCGCUCCAGCGACUCCUGUGGCGGGCCCGGCGCAUGCAAGCUGACACAGUCGCCAGGUGGAGACUGCAUGAACUGCAAGACAACUAUAAGAGACUGCAGAAUGAGAGCCACAACAUAACAGUCCAGAAAGAGUUGUUAUCCUCAGGGCUUCAAGACUGUGAGGCCAACCUGACUAGGGUCAAAGAUCUCCUGCCAACCAUCCAAGGGAAUCAGAAGGAAUGUAAUGCUGAUAGGAAGCCAUGUUCUCCUGGCUGGGAGUUCUACAAUGGAUCAUGUUACUACUUCUCUAAAGACAAACUGACCUGGGAACAGAGUCAGUACGCCUGCAUCCGCGAUGGAGGACACCUGGUCAUCAUAGAGAGUAGUCAGGAGCAGGAGUUUAUAAAACAGAGAGUGGUAACACUGGGAAUUGAUCCUUAUGAACACAGCCCCUGGAUAGGACUGACAGAUGAGAAGCAAGAGAAAGUGUGGGUCUGGAUGGACAAUACAACUCUUAAUGAGAACAUCAAGUACUGGGACUCCAACGAACCAAAUAACCGUGGGCCUAAAGGUGAAAUAGAAAACUGUGUCCGAAUUGGUCAACACUGUUACAGAGAUAACAAUUGUUGGUUUGACUUUCCAUGUGCCGAACCAUCUAAGAGAAUCUGUGAGAGUCGUUCAGUCUGUGAAAGUCAGGCAGCCUCUCCAUAGUAUUGCAAAAUGUAGUGUAUUGAAUGAGUAACCAGCACAAGACACCUCAUUUUUGGGUAGUAUGUAGGACCAGUUGCCUAGACACAGAUUAAACCUAGUCCUGGACUAUGAAGCAUAUUCAAUGGAGAUUCCCCAUUUAGAGUGUUUUUAGUCCAGGACUAGGUUUAAUCUGUGUCCAGGAAACUGAGCCAUAAUGUAUCAUUUUGGUUAAUGCAGAGUACUAGCUUCAGAGCUUUUUGUUUGUCUGAAUUCGUGGGUUUUACACACCAGCCAAGCUUCUGGGAGAGCACCAUUGUUACCUUUUGAUUAGUUCCUCCACAUAGCCAGCUGGAUGUGACAGAUCCUGCUAAAUUGAAUUGAACUUUUCUAUUC
Messenger RNA from Coregonus clupeaformis (lake whitefish), 1179 nucleotides. Its product is annotated as C-type lectin domain family 4 member E-like. The coding region runs from base 1 to 807 and encodes 268 amino acids. The record is from RefSeq and is a predicted model, not a curated record. The transcript has 7 exons. NCBI's taxonomy places the organism in Eukaryota, Metazoa, Chordata, Actinopteri, Salmoniformes, Salmonidae.